AUGUCCGGGAAUGUUCUGCCUAGGGCAUCCCUCAAAGUCCCACUUUCUCUGGGAAUCGGUAGAUAUGUGUGUCAGCUAAAAAGACUUACUUUCAAGUUUUGCAAAUCUCGAGGAGACAGCAGAGGUGUGCGAGAAUAUAUUGAAAAAGAGAUUAUUGACUUGGCUAAACUCAACCCGUCUGUGGUUGUUUACGUAAAGCCUCGUAGGCAUAGACCACCCCUUCUUGUUGCAGAGUAUCUAAACGGUAACUGGCAGUAUCUACGAAUGGCAAAAAUGACCUCCGAGGAGAUUAGCUCUUGGGUUCAGUUCAUGGUUACCCGAUCAGGUGAAAACAUUAUGCCCAUAUAUAAGCCUCGAAGCAGCCAAGCACCCUCUAUUCAAGGAAUGUGGUCUCCGUACGACAGUGCCGAGCAGACGGAUACCUUAAUGAGUCCCUCAGAGAUUAUCGAAAAUCUCCAUGAACUCUCUGUAUGUAAUUUCCCUUGGGAAAAGCCGGCCCAAGAAUAUAUUCUAGAACUCCAUCAUCAACGCCAGAGACAACAAGAAACAUCCUCUCAAAAUUAA
This is a messenger RNA of Mesocestoides corti, 564 nucleotides long. The record is from the annotation of a GenBank genome assembly. NCBI's taxonomy places the organism in Eukaryota, Metazoa, Platyhelminthes, Cestoda, Cyclophyllidea, Mesocestoididae.